UUAUCUGGUACCCCAUCCCAGGAGCAGGGAGGAAUGGCAGCGCCACGGGACAAGUUGCAGGCCUUGAGGGAUCAGGUAGAUGAAGUCAAAGAAAAGAUGAAGGAGAAUAUGGAACAAGUCAUUGAACGUGGAGAAAAGGGGCUCGACCUGCUCGCCAAGGCAGAGGAAAUGGAAAAAGGGGCUCAGCACUUCCAGCAGACGUCUCAGAAAAUGGCGCGCAGCUACUGGUGGAAGAAUGUCAAGAUGAUCGUGGUCGUCGUGGUGGUCGUCCUCAUCAUCGUGCUCAUCAUCAUCCUGCUGGCCACCGGAGUCAUCCCUGUCAGUGGGCCAAUGCCUUCUAUAGUCACUCCUGUCGUCAAGCCAGACACACACACACACACACACACACACACACACACUCAGUGUUGCUGCUGCUGUGAAGCAGCUGUGAAGCAGCAGAAGUCACCGAAGAGAAGAUCGAGGGCACUGAGAGAAAACAAGCACAGCUGUGGGAGGCGCAAGAGCUCCACACCCACAACAUAUGACUUUGAUAUUUUGAUUCAAUAA
This is a messenger RNA of Perca flavescens (yellow perch), 546 nucleotides long. Its product is annotated as vesicle-associated membrane protein 8-like. The transcript has 3 exons. NCBI's taxonomy places the organism in Eukaryota, Metazoa, Chordata, Actinopteri, Perciformes, Percidae. The record is from RefSeq and is a predicted model, not a curated record. The annotation marks the transcript as partial. Gene Ontology annotation, cellular component: membrane. Gene Ontology annotation, biological process: vesicle-mediated transport.